UCCCUCACUUCCUGCGGUUGGCAGCAGUGUUGACACAGUUCCCCCCCGUAGGCUUGUAAACAUGGCGACCGCUGGAGCAGCUGGAGACGACCUGAAGAAAGAGCUCACAUGUGCAAUUUGUUUGGACUUCUUCAAAGACCCCGUCAUACUGAAAUGCGGGCAUAAUUUCUGUCGCUUCUGCAUUAGCAUGCACUGGGAUGAAAAUGGCGGAGACUAUGGCUAUCAGUGUCCUCAAUGUCGGACGGUGUUCAACAAAAGGAGCUUCACUAAAAACUACCUGGUGCAGAACUUGGUGGCCAAACUGGAUGUUCUGGAGCGUUUGGGAUCUUGUUCUACGCCCUCAAAGCCCGUUAACGUCGAUGGAAAGUGUGAACAACACGGUGAAGAGCUGAAACUUUAUUGCCAAACGGAUAAGAGACUCAUCUGUGUUGUCUGCAGGGAAUCAAGAGCACACAGACACCAUGACGUGGCACCGGUGCCAGAAGUUGUGAAGGACAUGAAGAUGGAGCUAAAGCUGAGGCUUAUGGAGCUCAACUGGCAAAAAUCUCAAUGUGUCAAAGUUAGAACAUCAGAUGAACGCACUAAAAGUGAUCUGCGGCUGAGGAAGCAGAGACUCAAAGAGAAGAUUGAAGCAGAUGUUGGUGCCCUGGUCCAAUUUUUACUUGAUGAGAGAGAUUCGCUGCUGGAAAGCUUGGAUGCUGAGGAAGUGGCAACCAUGGCCGUCAUAGAAGACAAUUUGAAAACUGUGGAGAUGGAGGCGGCAGCCGUGGACAAAGCCAUCACAGAUAUUCACAGCCACAUGAGUGGAAAGACUAGCUUUGAGAGGCUUGCUGAAACCUUCAAUGAAGCCAUUCACUGCAAGCCCUUCUCACCCCUCGAACCAGUUAACUGUCCGACAGAUUUCAUUGACUUCUCAGGCCCUUUUCAGCUCAUCAUGUGGAAGAAAAUGAUGCAUGUGCUGCACACCAUGCCUCAGAACCUCACCUUAGACCCAGACACUGCUCACCAGAACCUAUAUAUCUCAGACUUUGAUACCAAAGUGGAGGAGGGCCGCGUCCGUAGCCAGGAGCCGGACCUGCCGGGUCGCUUCAAUCGCUUCUGCGGCGUCCUGGCCACCGCCCAGUACGCCAGCGGUCAGCACUACUGGGAGGUGGACGUGCGGGACAAAGGUGUGUGGUACCUGGGGGUCACCACAGAGUGUAGCAACAGGAAGGGCUUCGUCAGCCUCACCCCCUCCGCAGGAUACUGGAGCCUGUGCCUGCAGGACCGCCUCUACGCCAACAUAGAGGACGGGCGCAUUCCCGUUGCCGACUACUGGAACUCCCCUCGUGUGGGCGUGUACCUGGACUACGACAACGGGCGCCUCAGUUUCUAUGACGCGGUGACAAUGAAGAGACUCUUCAUGUUUGACACCUGCUUUGAAGAGGCCGUCUACCCUUUCUUCAGCCCAGGAAAGAAUGAUCCAGGCAGCAGGAUGCAAAUAUGCCACUAUUACUGAGGGCUUUGUAGUGGUAGUGGUAACACCUAAUUGUUUUUGAAGAGUCCGUUCAUGCUUUCAGAUUUGCCUGUUGCCAAGGCUUUUUUUCCUCAUAGGUCAGGCUGGUGUGCUGGGGCGGUAUUACCCCCAGAGCCAGUAGUUGUAUGCAUUUACGCUGUAACGUGUUGGUCUUACUGCUUUUUAAGGAGGAAAAAAAAGGUCUACAGGACACAAAUGCUAAACAUGUAUCCUACCAACCAGAGUAAGACACACACUGUAGUCCCAUACCCCUGAACCGUGUCACGGGGGAGUGGAGAGGUGCUUUGCUGUCCCCAUGCCUCAGAUAAUCUCGUGUUUGAGCAGUUAGUCCUCCUCACACAAAGUUCAUUUUAAUUCUUUUGUUUGUUUUUUUGCGCUUGGUAGGGUUUGUGUUGGGUAGAACUUAUAGAAGAUAUGGCAUAAUUGUCACAUUGAUAUUUGUAAACAGUAAAUUUGGAAUUCAGCUUUCAGAAGAUAUUCAGACGUCAGGGUGUGAAAUGUCUGACAUGGCUGUUUGGGAACACCAGAAUUUUACCUGCAAUCGUUUUAAAGUCUUGUUUAUCUAUUUUUUUUUUUUUUUUUAAUUUUUUUUUAAUUAUUAUUAUCAUUAUUUUUAUCCUAUACAUGCAGUCCCCCUGACUGAUAAGUUACUUUUUGUGACAAUAUAACUUUCACUCUAACGUUCCAGUGUGGUAACUACAAAAUGUGGUCCCUUGUUUUGUUUUUACUUGUGAGACAUUCCAUCAACAUCCAACUAUUCACAGCAUGAGCCUGCUGGGUAUGACUGAAAUAAAACCCUAUGGAGUGCUGGAAGAAGGCAUCUUUUUAUUGUUGUUCUUGUUACUGGUUUUACUUCCAUUAACUUGAUUGCUGAAUGCAUGUUUUCUACAAGUUCCUUGGCCUUUAUCUACAUCUUUCUUGCUUUAUUUGAUUCUAAUUAAAUUGUUAUAUCUCUGAGAAGCUUUUUACUUUUAAUAUGGAUUUAAAGCUGAUGUCGUCAUGUCAAAUUAUUUUUAGUUUUUAAUGACUGCCCAUACUGGCAAUCUUUUUUUGUUUUCAUCUUCAGAGAUGAAAUGUCAUUGCAAAAAUUUUUUUUUUCGAGAGGCCUCUCUUCCCUGAACACGUUGCCAUCUUAUUACUGUGUUUUAUUCAUGUAUCCAGCUUAACUGUUUGGUUUGUGCCUUUUAAAGUUGCACUUUAGGGGCUCCAUUAUCUGCUAUAAAUAUGCUGAGUGUUUUUCAGACUUUUUGAUGAGAUUAAAACAGGAUGAAUACUCUUCAUUUUUGCUGUUUUAUUCCUUUUUCUAAUAACAGUUUAACUAAUACU
Menidia menidia (Atlantic silverside) is the source of this 2842-nucleotide messenger RNA. NCBI's taxonomy places the organism in Eukaryota, Metazoa, Chordata, Actinopteri, Atheriniformes, Atherinopsidae. The record is from the annotation of a GenBank genome assembly.